UCAAAAACAGACAAUGGGAAGGGGCGGUGUUUUGAACAGCCACCCCCAUUUACCACUAUUUAAGUGUCGACCCGCAACCUGCUCGAUCAUUACAAACUGUAACGUGUCCAACGAGUAUAAACAAAGGACGUCUCUGUAGUUCAUAAAGCGAUACAAUAAUGCAGCGGAUUCUGGUGACUGUGCUCGUGGUGAGCGUGUGCGUGGUGCAGAGCCGGAGCGAGGGCGGCAACUUCAACGACGCUAUGCAGACGGACCCUGCGGCGGCCCAGAGGGACUUCAUCAACCACUUCGUGCGGCCCACGUCGGGCUCAUGCGAGAACCACUACCGCGAACUCGCCAGCUACCUGUUCGGCCUGGCGCAGGAGGCGCUCGACAGGUCGACCAAGCCGCAGAUGUGUGUCCGCAAACGCAACUCAGAGUUGAUCAAUUCUCUGCUCGGCCUGCCCAAAGUGAUGAACGAUGCCGGAAGAAAGUGAAGUUGACGGACUCUCUGCGUGUAUUUUACCGCUCGCCUGGACACAACCGCGUCUUUGGGAGCUGCUAAGGCUGAAUAAUAUGAAAAAAUAAUGUGUAUGCGAUUUGAAAUAUGAGCCAAUAAAACACACAAUUGGCUGCCACUUU
Cloeon dipterum is the source of this 621-nucleotide messenger RNA. It is a transcript of the gene Pdf, whose product is annotated as Pigment-dispersing factor. The transcript has 2 exons. NCBI's taxonomy places the organism in Eukaryota, Metazoa, Arthropoda, Insecta, Ephemeroptera, Baetidae. Gene Ontology annotation, cellular component: extracellular region. Gene Ontology annotation, molecular function: hormone activity. The record is from RefSeq and is a predicted model, not a curated record. The coding region runs from base 159 to 476 and encodes 105 amino acids. Gene Ontology annotation, biological process: response to light stimulus.